AUGGCCACCCUCAAACCUCCUCCAGCGCAGCACCGCUCAUCCUCGUCCUCGCAUACCCCAACCGGUCCACCAAAGGCUCCUCUCAAAGCUGAUCCCUCAGCCACCAUCGCGGACACGGCUGUCUUCCAGGGAACAUACCCCGUAACCAUCGGCGCAGGCACGGUCAUUCACCCACGGGCGCGAUUCUAUGCCUUUGAAGGCCCGAUAUCCGUGGGAGACGGGUGCAUUAUCAGCGAAAAGGCAAUUAUCGGCGCUGCGCCGGGUACAUUAGCGUCGACCAGGCCAUCACCGUCGUCUUCGACGGGUCCAUCUCCAACAGGGCCGUCUCCAGCAUCCUCAUCUACGGACCUCUCAUUAUCCUCGCCGCAAAUUCAAGGGCAACCACAGGAUCUUGCCACCCGCAUCUCCUACUUCGUUACAAUCGGUCCACACUCCACAGUCCUCCCCGGCGCAAAUGUUCAUUCCUCCGCUACCAUCGAAUCCCUCGUCACGAUAAACCGAUACGCAGACAUUGGUGCACACUCCAAGAUUUGCUCCGGUUGCCAGAUCCCCCCAACGGGUCCGUCGCUGAAUGGACGGUCGUAUGGGGGUCUGGAGUUGGACAACGGCGAAAGCGAGGCCGUACUGCGAUGGAGCCUGCGCCGGCGGUUGUGGUUGCGGCGCAGGUUGCGCAGUUACCUGUGCCCCCGCCAGCUCCGGAAGGGAAGAUCAUCGAGGAUGCGAGGUUGA
Messenger RNA from Penicillium daleae, 729 nucleotides. RefSeq names its product transferase hexapeptide domain protein. The coding region runs from base 1 to 729 and encodes 242 amino acids. Gene Ontology annotation, molecular function: dynein complex binding. Lineage: Eukaryota; Fungi; Ascomycota; Eurotiomycetes; Eurotiales; Aspergillaceae. The transcript has a single exon. The record is from RefSeq and is a predicted model, not a curated record. Gene Ontology annotation, cellular component: dynactin complex. Gene Ontology annotation, biological process: mitotic spindle organization.